Mugil cephalus (flathead mullet) is the source of this 6063-nucleotide messenger RNA. It is a transcript of the gene lrrc3b, whose product is annotated as leucine rich repeat containing 3B. The transcript is spliced from 2 exons. NCBI's taxonomy places the organism in Eukaryota, Metazoa, Chordata, Actinopteri, Mugiliformes, Mugilidae. The coding region runs from base 341 to 1120 and encodes 259 amino acids. Gene Ontology annotation, molecular function: protein binding. The record is from RefSeq and is a predicted model, not a curated record.
CUCAUGGAACCCCUCCCUUUCUCUCCAUUCACUCUCCUGUGCAGUGUUUUAUACUGAAAGGUACAAGAUGCGAAUUCACACUGCGACUUGUGCCUCGGUGAGCGGAUACGACAGCAGGCAGGCUGCUCCCUCAGCCUCUCUGGUCGGCUUCAUGUGGUGAGGCUUCCACCCCAGCAGCGGCUGGCUGUCUGCAGGCCCCAACACAGCAUGAUACCGUCCGUUCACACACAAGUAUCAGUUUUGGGUGGAUUGUGAGGACCAGUUGCCACUAUGCGAUGUGUGUAAGGGACCAGUGUUGGUGUUGCGGCCCCAGGCGGGAUGCUGCUGGCGGCCGGUCAGAAUGACUCUGCUGGACUUGUGGCUGUCACGCUCCAUCCCCAUGUGCCUGCUCCUUCAGAGCCUUGUCCUCAUGGCCCUGUGCUUCCCCUCGGCCAGCAUGUGUCCAAAGGGCUGCAUCUGCCAACGCGACCUCCACCUCCACGGCCUCAACGUUACAUGCAGUCAGUCCCGUCUCAAAGAGAUCCCCCCGAGCUUACCGGUCGACACCGUCCUGCUGAGGCUGGACCACAACCAGAUAGGCACUGUGCCCGAUCAAGCCUUCCAUGGACUCAGGCUGAGGGAGCUCAACCUCUCUUACAACGCAGUGGAUACUUUGGGGGAAGGUGCGUUCAGCGGCUUGGAGGCAACUUUACAGGUACUGGACCUUUCCCACAACCGCAUCACUAACGUACACAAGGAUGCCUUUGCUCGGCUGAAGGCCCGCGUCAUUGUGGACGAUAACCCCUGGCAUUGUGACUGCGCCCUCCAGCAGGCCAUCGGUGGAAUGGCCCACAACCACGAGGCGGCCACCAGGGUCCUCUGCAGGAGCUCGGAGCUUCUUGAUCAGGAUGGACGACCCUUCAUGGCGGUGGACACUGACCUCUGUAACCUGGCCAAAAGGACCACAGACUACGCUAUGUUGGUGACCAUGUUCGGUUGGUUCGCCAUGGUCAUUUCGUACGUGGUGUAUUAUGUACGUCAGAACCAAGAGGACGCCCGACGCCACCUGGAGUACCUCAAAUCUCUUCCCAGCAAACCCAAGAAACCUGACGAGGCUGACGACAUAAGCACUGUUGUCUGACAGCAGUGUCAUCGUGACUGUGUCCGCGACAAACCUAUCGAACACCAAAAUGUUUAUGUAACAGGACCCACAUUUAUAGUGUUUACUAUUUUAAACCUUUAGGUGAUGUGUGCAUCAAACUCUUUGUAUUUUGCAGAUGUUGUUGUAUGUCCCUACCGAAGUCUGGUCAUGAUCUGAGAUGAGAAGGGAGGCCACACCGACAUUUUUCUACAAAAAAAGAACAAAAAAACAAAAAACUUAUUGAGUAUGGAAAAUUUGAAUCUCAGGUUUAAAUGACGACACAGUAAUGGUUUUUUUAGACGAAAAUUUGGAAUAUCUGAAAAAAGAAAUAUUUAUAUUUGUAAGUCAGAUCACCCAGUACUCCUUUUCAGAGAGCCCACAAUGAGUCAAAGGUAUAGAAAUUUUAAGAAAUCUUACAAAACUUUUUUUUUCUCUUGCAUUUCACAUACCACACAAAACACGUUUUAAUUUGAUCUGCAUUUACAACAUAAUUAGCAUUUCUGAAACCAUGCCGUGCUAAUGAGAUCUGCUUAAACCAUUCGUGUGUGAUAUUGCUUUGAAUAUGGUUAAUGCCGACAUGAGGUAUAAAGUAGUCUUAUUUCUCAAUCUUAAUUAAUAGACAUAUCAUUAUUAGGACCAGUUUUAAUAACAGAAUACGAAAGUUUCGUAAACCUUAUUACAUCUGGUGGUGGAGAAUACAAGACAAGAAUAAGAAUGUACUGCUUCAAAAUUUGGAGUAAAAAAACAAAAGUAUCGAACAGAGAAAGUACCUUGUCGUAAUCCACUCCAACCUGUGUAAGUAUCAAUCAAUAACGAUGUUCAUGCCAACAUCUGCCACAAGUAAAGUAUGGACAACAUGCUAAAAGAACAAUAAAUCAUAACGGUGAUUCAAAAAUGAAAUUGAUAGCUAGUGUGAAAUGGUGUGGCUGGUUGGUGGUAGCACUGUUAUUCCUUUGUUUAUGAAGAAAUCAGACUCGGGAGUUUUUGUUCCAAAACUAUGGCUGCCUAUUGCAACCACUCUCACAAAAAGAUAACAUUUUGUUUUCAUAGAUUCUAAAACAUGAUCCAUUUGUAAUGCCAGGCUUUUGCUAUUAUAGUGAUCGCUUCACUUUCUCAUAUCUAGAAAUUUGUAGUACUAGGAUGCUUUCCAUGAGCUGCCAUUGCUUCAUUCAUACUUGUUAAGAGCAUUUCCAGUUACACAGCCAAUCGCAACAAACUGGUCAGCAUAAAUAAAUGGCAUUAUUGUGUCCUCUUAACAUCACAACUGCCUAAAAAAACUGCGUUGAUACAAGGAAAUGUAUUAAUAAGGAAUAUAUCUAUGGAUUCAUUAAUAUUAUCAACACAUUUUAAGGAGAACAUUUCCAAAUUUUUAUGAAUUUAAAAAAUAUUUAUAAUUUUUGAGGUGUUGCAUUAAAAUGCAACCAAUUCAUACGGUACAUUUAUGAAACGCUGUAAUAAAAGCAAAGGUUUAUUGAUAAAAGUAUACAUCUGUGUGUAUAGUAACAGGACUUAUUAUAUCAUAAAAGCCUGUUGUAACAAGAAACACAUUGUGAUAUAAUCAGAAACUGACAUGGCCUCUGCAAUGUGCUGCCUACCAGACUGAGUCGUUACCGAACAGCUCAUCCUCCACAAACACAUGCUACCGUACAAUCGUGAUUAACUGUUUUGGUCUCUGAAACAUUGUCUUGGCAAGCAAUGUGUCACAGACAAUCUACAAAAAUGUCAUAUUUGCAACCCAGAAAUAGUUUCACGUUAUAUGAAUUGAAUAUGAAGUUUUGCCGUGAUAAAUGUCGUGCACCACAUACAACGGGUUUCAUUAUGUAAUUACUCGAAAUAUAUCCAUAAAUCUAAUCCAGCAACAAGCAGGGCGGCCUGUGUUUGACCUUACUCCGGCAUAAUUUAACAAUCACUCCAUUUACAAAAGAAAAUAAUGAAAUAUUUUGGUUAUAUAUUACAGGAAUUUGAAAUUGUGUGGGAUGCUGUGUAUAACGAUCUGCCAUCAGUUCAUGACCUCGUCAGCAUUUUGACAUUCUCUGUUCUGCACACGCUUUGCAUACAGAGAGAGGCCAACUGAGGAAAAUGUGUUUCCAGGCGCUCCAAACGCUGCAGGUUGCAGUUGUGUCAGACCAUUUGUUACAUUCCAAAACAAGAUGACCUUCCUACCCAUCUAACACUAUGAUUGUUGUGAAGUGUGUGAAUGUUGCUGUAAGUGUCUUCCUGGAGAGACGGUCUAAAAAUGUCAACCUUUGUCCCCGUGUUACUGCUGGUUUUUCACCCCCUUCUUCUUAGACUGUAGGAGUGACAAUUUUCACUUUUGAGUGGACAAUACAUUGCACAAAACACUUCCAUUCUUGUAAAACCUAGUCUAAAUAUGUUCUUGUGGGUCAGUAAAAUGACCUGUCCCAAAGUAUGCUCCAUAUUUGGCCAAGAGCUUCUUUGCAGAAUUUGGAGCACACAAUAAGUUCUUUGUCUUCUUUUGGCUGGUCUUUAUGAAAGUAACCUUCGGCCUAAAAGAAGACAAAAGUUUAAAUAAUGAUUACAGACUUUCUGCAGUGAACCGCAAGCAAUGAUAUGUUAUGUAUCGGCUGGUUUCUAAAGCAAAUCUGAUGCACUGCAGCAGAACGCUACCGUAUUGGCUUGGUAAAGGACAGCACCUACUAUCCUCUACUUACUUUAGACAACAGGUGGCUGGACUGGCUCACCCCAAAAUCAAAUGGAUCAGGAAAGACAGAGCUAAAUGAACAAGGGCGACCAGAUACAUCCAGAGGGACCCAUUUACCAGAGUAAACACCAGAAUAAAUCCAGUCACAGUAUUGACUGGGAAGAAGUCAAAGUCAUUGACCAGGAGUCAGCAAACAGCCAGAGAAAGACUGAGAAUCUGAUACCAGAGACCGUCUUUGGUCUCUUGGGGCAGUUGAUUGUCCGAGAAGUCCAUAUUAGACGAUUUUGCACCCCAUGAUUGAUGUCCAGUGCAGUGCAAGUAGAAAGCACUGAGCCCUUUACAUGAAUGUAGCAAGACAGAAGUCUGAGUUUAAUGCAGGAAGUGGGAGUUUGCAUCUCUAAACCUCCUCUUGACCCAUAACCACAAUCAUUUACAGAUUAAUAAUGUCUAAGAUUCCUAACAGCCUAAUUACAAUGACUUAUCAUGACCACAUACCACAUACAGUUGUACUGUACAUAUAUAGUGUAGAUUGCGAGUAAAGCCAGGUUUAGCAUAAUUGCCCUAGCCCGGAAACCAGCCCAACUUCUCCCAGCGACAAAAUGUUUGUGGCAGAAAGUUGUGUUGGUGUCGCUCCGUUGGGAACUGACUGUGCUCCAGCAAUGAUCAAAUAGAUUCGUCAGGCUUUCUAAUGGAUCAUCUGGGCACCACGGAGUGUAAAUUGUUUACAACUAAAUGGUCUGAUCAGUGGUAGGACCAUCCAGUUGAAUGCAGAGGUAUUUUUCUCUCUGUACUGGAUGAAACACACCCCAUCCUGAAACCAGGUCCAUAUUCUGAAAACAAUCAAGUGUGGCUACAUGAGCCUAAAUAAAUACACCACGGCUGAGCAGUACGAGUGAGGUACUGCAAAAUUGAUGCGGAAAAGGCUGACAAGAAGAUGCUAUUCUGGAAAAAGUUUUCUGUCUCUGGACAACAUUUGUGGACAGACUGUUGCCGUGAUGUGCUGUGCAUUUUUCCCUCAGAUUGUAAAGUCUUUGCCUAUUCCUGUUGUCUUUAGCUGGCUGUUGUCAAUCAGAGUCAGUCUUUGUAUAUUUGUACUGAGCAGAAGUAAGCACAGGGCUUAAUGUCUCUUCUUGUUGUUGGUGUUUUGUGGUUGCUCAAAUCCGUCAGUGUCGACGCUGUUACUGGUAAUUGUUACUUCAUUUCAUUGCUUUCUUACCAGUCCCUUUCAAGGGGAGGACAGACGCCACAGACUUGGGAACGGCAAUCAAUAUGAUCAUCUCCGUCAUGACGAAUCAUCACAUGCAAUCCCAUUCAAGUCACACUGCCAAUGUGCAUGCAUCAUCUCCCUUUAAUAACACUGUGUACAGUAAUGUACCCAGCAAUGACUGGAAAGAAAAUUGAUGCUGUCUUUUCUCGAAUGGCUUGCUUUCUCAUCACAGUCGCUGGAAUCUCAGUCAAACGUAGGACUCGAAAAAGCCACCGAAAGCCAAAUGAAAAGAAAAUAGUGACAUGUACGGGUUCAGGAAAUUGGAUUUACACAGAUAUAUGUGAUUUCAUAAAUGCCUAUUUUAGAUAAUAGUCAAAAGAACUCCUGAACCUUGGUCUCACACUGGAUUCUGGGACUUGCUCAUAUCUUGUGAAUUCUCCUUUCGGGUUUGAAUUUGUAAAAUAGUGGUUGUUAAAAUGACAUCUUAGGGGAUAUGCAAUGAGAAUAGGUAGAGAACACUAGGAUCACAUGUAAAUAGCAACGUUGAUGUUUUGUGAAAUACUUGAAAUCCCUUUAAUUAGUUGUUCUUGAAUGUGCUACACCCCUUAGCCUUGUCUUGUAGAGGCAACCUCAUACUCCUCAUGACCGGAUCAGGAUAGUCUAUCAGUUGCAUGUACAAUGUAUUGAAGCACAGUGUAGCCAAGGACUCGAGAGUAUUUCUAAGUGCCUGAAUACUUCUCUCAUCAUUUUAUUUUUUUAUGUGACAUCUUCUUCUUCCACCUCCGGUCUCUGUUCCGAACACCCCGAGUUUAGGAUUCUUACUGUUUAGUGGAUUUGUCAGUUUAGAAUUUUGCAAGUUAGAAGAAAAAAAAAAGAAGAUCCCGAAUCAACCAUGUUGAUGUAAAGAGCUGUUAAUAAACUGAAUUAUACUGUAUCAUACCACAGUUCUCCGUGCACAGACAGAGCAGUGUGCGAUAGAUAGACCGACUCACACAGCGUUAGCACUGACUAUCGUGGCUGUGUUGCGAUGGCAUGACAUAACAGAAAAUGAAAUAAAGGAGGUAUGCAUUGGUU